AAGUUGAAUUACUGAAGAGGCACAUGAAACAACAUUCAGUUCAAAAUUAUUCAUGUGAUGAUUGUCCUAAAACAUUUAAUAAAUUAGAAAAGUUGACUGAGCAUAAAAAAUGGCAUACUGGUGAAAGAUCUUACUUAUGCAGCAAAUGUGGAAAAGGAUAUUAUAAGCAACCACAUUUGGAUAAACAUAUGCUUACACAUCUAAAGGAUCAUUUGGAAAAACCAAAACAUACAGGAGAAAAGCCAUUUGUGUGCAGUGUUUGUAACAGAGGAUUUGCACGAUCUGAUAAGUUAGCUAUACAUAUGAGGACACAUACAGGUGAAAAGCCCUACGCUUGUAUGGUUUGUGGUAGAGCAUUUGCCCAAAGAAAUGAUUUAGCAUCUCAUAAACGGAGAAUAUGUGUGGACAGAGUCCUGCUGCCAACCAAAAUGUGA
Messenger RNA from Ctenocephalides felis (cat flea), 434 nucleotides. Its product is annotated as zinc finger protein 664-like. The transcript is spliced from 3 exons. Gene Ontology annotation, biological process: regulation of transcription by RNA polymerase II. The record is from RefSeq and is a predicted model, not a curated record. The coding region runs from base 24 to 434 and encodes 136 amino acids. Gene Ontology annotation, molecular function: DNA-binding transcription factor activity; RNA polymerase II cis-regulatory region sequence-specific DNA binding. NCBI's taxonomy places the organism in Eukaryota, Metazoa, Arthropoda, Insecta, Siphonaptera, Pulicidae.